Cygnus atratus (black swan) is the source of this 595-nucleotide messenger RNA. It is a transcript of the gene CRABP1, whose product is annotated as cellular retinoic acid binding protein 1. NCBI's taxonomy places the organism in Eukaryota, Metazoa, Chordata, Aves, Anseriformes, Anatidae. Gene Ontology annotation, cellular component: cytosol; nucleus. The record is from RefSeq and is a predicted model, not a curated record. Gene Ontology annotation, biological process: fatty acid transport. The coding region runs from base 26 to 439 and encodes 137 amino acids. Gene Ontology annotation, molecular function: fatty acid binding. The transcript has 4 exons.
CGCCGUCCUCAGCGCCCGCCCAGCCAUGCCCAACUUCGCCGGCACUUGGAAGAUGAGGAGCAGCGAGAAUUUCGACGAGCUCCUCAAGGCGCUGGGUGUCAAUGCCAUGCUCAGGAAGGUGGCGGUGGCUGCCGCUUCCAAACCCCACGUGGAGAUCCGCCAGGACGGGGACCAGUUCUACAUUAAAACUUCCACCACUGUCCGCACCACUGAGAUCAACUUCAAAAUUGGAGAGAGCUUCGAGGAGGAGACGGUGGAUGGCCGAAAGUGCAGGAGUUUGGCCACUUGGGAGAAUGAAAACAAGAUCUAUUGCAAACAAACUCUUAUUGAGGGAGAUGGUCCUAAAACAUACUGGACUCGAGAAUUAGCUAAUGAUGAGCUGAUUUUGACCUUUGGUGCUGAUGAUGUUGUGUGCACGAGAAUUUAUGUAAGAGAGUAAAAAAAUCCAUUUACUUGUCAUCUGGGAUGAAGUGGAGAACUGUGAAAAGCCCCAGUGUAAUGAGUAUCCAUGUGUGCUGUUACUAAUGCGGUGUUGUAUGUGACCGUGUGUGUUAUAUAUGAAUCCAUAUCCUGUUAAGUGUAUUUCACUUUAUUU